CAACUUAAACUUGGCACAAUGACGGCUGUCAACACAGUCAUAGCAAGUAAAGUUGCCUGUGGUUUACAACUUCGGGGACUUAACUCUGAAACUUACAUCCAACUAAAGCAGACCUACACAAGAGACUUUAUUCCAGUUGAGAAGUCUCACAUCCCUACUAAAGCUACGGCUCUCCAGUGGCCUCAUUUGAAGCAUCUAAUGAACAAGUUGCAUCCACUUCAAGAUUGUGAGGUUGGUCUGCUAAUUGGUUACGAUUGCCCAUCAGCACUGGCUCCUUUGGAGGUUGUCACAGGCAAUGAAAAUGAACCUUUUGCUCAAAGGACAACGCUAGGCUGGAGCAUAAUAGGGUCAGCCAAUCCCCACUUGGAUAGAUGUGGAAACGAAACCUUUGUGCAUCGUGUCACGGUAAAGGAAAAGCCACUUGCCAUCGACGUGCUGAAAGCACUGGAAUCAGACUUUAAUGAGAGGAGUUAUGAGGAGAAGUAUGUGUCACAGGAUGAGGUUCGCUUCAUACAGCUUCUAAAUGAAAAAAUUAAGCAGAAAGGGGAUGGCCACUUUGAGAUCCCACUCCCUUUCAAGGGUAGUAGUCCACCAAUUCUCCCAAACAACAAGAAACUGGCUACUGUUCGGUUGCAACACCUAAAGAAGAAGUUAAUGAACAACAAACAGUAUUUUGAUCAUUACACAGCCUUCAUGGAAGAAAUUCUCAAGAUAGGUGAUGCGGAGCCAGCACCGCCAUUUUCUGACGACGAGACUGUGUGGUAUAUCCCACAUCAUGGUGUAUACAACCCCAAGAAGCCAGACAAAUUAAGAAUUGUGUUUGAUUGCUCUGCAAAGUUUCGUGGGAUCUCUCUGAAUGACACUCUACUGACAGGCCCUGACUUAAUAAACCCUUUGCUGGGAGUUCUUUGUCGAUUUAGAAGGGAAGCAGUUGCUGUGAUCUGUGACAUCGAACGGAUGUUCCACCAAUUCAGUGUCUCACCCGAAGUUCGCAACUACUUAAGAUUCCUCUGGUGGGAAGGCGGACUGUUUGAAAGGGAACCUCAAGAAUACAGAAUAACAGUCCACCUUUUUGGGGCUGCAUCCUCCCCUGGAUGUGCCAACGUUUGUCUUAAGUAUCUGGCACAGCAACACAAGGUGAAUUACCCUGCUGCUUCAGCAUUUCUGGAAAAUAACUUCUAUGUGGAUGAUGGGUUAACAAGUGUCCCAACUGUCAAAGAAGCAAAGAAACUCAUUGUUGAAACACAGGAACUGUGCAAAGGAGCAGGGCUACGUCUGCAUAAGUUCAAUUCAAAUCAAAGUGAGGUCCUCUCCUGUGUAGCUUCAUCAGAAAGGGCAGUGAACACUGAUCCUCUCAAUCUUAAACCCUAUCCUGCUGCAGGGGCACACAUACUUGGCAUUCAGUGGUCAUCAGAAAAUGACACCUUCAGCUUCAAUACUAGUGUAAAGGAUCACUCCCCAACACGCCGUGGUCUCUUAUCUGUCAUAGCAUCUCUGUAUGACCCACUUGGGUUCGUAGCUCCUUUCACACUAAGUGGCAAGCACAUCCUUCAAGAACUGUGUUGUAGAGGUAUUGGGUGGGAUGAUCCUAUUCCUGAGAACUUGCGCUCACGGUGGGAGGAGUGGAAGAAUGGUUUGCAGAGACUAAAGGAAAUUGCAAUUCCGCGAUGUUACUAUCCACAGAACUUUGGUGAAAUUGUUAGAGUGGAAUUACACCAUUUCGCUGAUGCCAGUAAUGCAGGAUAUGGCUCAUGUUCGUAUCUCAGGUACCAAAACAACAGAAAUGAGAUUCAUUGCAGCUUUGUAAUGGCCAAAGCGAGAGUUGCCCCCACAAAGAUUACAAGCAUUCCAAGAUUGGAACUCUCAGCUGCAGUCACCGCAGCCAGGAUGAGUGUUAUGCUGAAGGCGGAACUCGAGAUGAAGAUCGAGCAAGAAUUUUUCUGCACAGACUCCCAAGUUGUACUUGCUUACAUCAACAAUGAGGCUCGACGUUUCCAUGUAUUUGUGGCGAACCGUGUUCAACUGAUUAGAGAAAUCACUGACCCAAAUCAGUGGAACUAUGUGGAUACAGCACAAAACCCAGCUGAUCACGCCUCUAGGGGUCUUCAUGCUUCAGCCAUCACUUCAUCUAGCUGGUUAUCAGGGCCUGAGUUUCUAUGGGAACAGGAUGUGCAUCCUAUGCCUAAGCCUUCUACUGAGCUGCUAACAGGGGAUCCAGAAGUCAAAUCCAUUCAGGUGUUGUCAACCCAAAUCAGUGACAGGAAGGACAUUCUUAGCCGUCUGAGUCGAUUUUCCACCUGGACAAUGCUUGUUAAGGUGGUUGCCAGGAUCAAAAGACUUGGGUCCAAACUUAAACAUCAUGGUGAAAUUGUGACUGUCACGGAACGUAGAAAGGCUGCGGAAAUGCUGUAUCAGCUCGUUCAGCAGCAAGCCUUUCCCCAAGAGCUGAAGGCACUUCAAGAGAAUUUUCAUGGGAGUACUAUUCUAAGUUCAAGUCCUCUUUUCCGCCUCAACCCCAUUCUGGAUGUGGGACUUCUACGUGUUGGUGGAAGACUAACAGGUUCGACCCUCAGUUCAGAACUAAAACAUCCCAUUAUUCUCCCAAAAGACAGCCACAUCACCAAUCUGCUCUUAGCUCACUAUCAUGCCCAGGUCUGCCACCAGGGUUGGAGUCAGACCUUAAUGGAGCUUCGGGCCAAUGGAUUUUGGGCCAUAGGUGCAAAUAAAUCAGUCAGCAAGUUAAUACACAGAUGUGUGAAAUGUCGUAAACUCAGACGACCAACUGAGGAGCAACAGAUGUCUGAACUCCCAAGAGAACGCUGUGAAGUCUCCGCCCCUUUCACUUUCUGUGGAAUGGAUUGCUUCGGCCCAUUUGUUACCAAGCGAGGUCGCAAAGAGUAUAAGAGAUAUGGACUGAUUUUUACAUGCCUGUCUUCUCGUGCCAUCCAUCUAGAAAUGCUUGAUGACUUGUCAACAGACGUAUUUAUUAAUGCUUUGAGGUGUUUUAUCAGUCUUAGAGGAGCAGUUAGUCAUCUACGCUGUGAUCAGGGCACAAACUUCGUGGGUGCGAAGAAUGAGUUUAAAGAAGCUCCCAAGCAAUGUGAUACAGAGGCUUUGAAAGCUUUUCUGGCAGAUAAACAGUGUGAGUUCACUUUCAAUGCUCCCUCAGCGAGUCAUGCAGGUGGUGUGUGGGAGCGACAAAUUCGGACCAUUCGAAGUGUGCUGAAUGUUACAGUUGCCCAGUGUUCAGGUAGACUAGAUGAUGCCUCCCUUAGAACUCUGUUCUACGAAGCAAUGGCUAUUGUCAACAGUCGUCCAUUAAAUGUUGAUGGAAUCAAUGAUCCCAUGGCACCAGAACCCCUGACUCCAAACCACCUUAUCUUGAUGAAGUCAAAGGUAGCAUUACCACCUCCAGGAAAGUUUGUCAAGGAGGAUAUGUACGCUGUAAAGAGAUGGCGAAGGGUACAAUAUUUAACUGAACAGUUCUGGAGCCGGUGGAAAAAGGAAUACCUCAUGAACGAGUCCACUAGACAAAAGUGGCAUGUACCCCGGCGCAACUUGAAAGUAAAUGACAUAGUCAUCAUCAAGGAAGAUUCACUUCCAAGGAACCAGUGGCAACUAGGACGAGUGGUCGAGACAACAGAAGGGAGUGAUGGCUUAGUGCGUCGAGUAAAAGUACAAGCUGGGGAGCGAAAAUUAACACAGAAACAGACCCAUUGCUCUAAGCCCACAAUCAUCGAACGACCAAUCCAAAAGCUAGUGCUCCUCCUUGAAGAUGAAUGAUGAUCUGUCAAUCUUGUAGAUACACUUACGUCAGAUAUGUUUGACUAACAGACAUAGGGUGACCCUUAUCGUAUUUGUGACCUAUACCAAUAGUUAUUCAUUAUUGCCUAGAAAUCAUGUAUGAGUAACUGUUUUUCUUGUUUAGUUUUUCCUGCUAAAUUCAGUUAUCAUUACAUGAUUGGUGGGAGUGUAAAGGGCCACAAGAGGCCGCUAUAGGUUGUUAAUUUUUCACUCACCUUAUUCAGGUUAAUGGCUUUAAAGCAAACCCCGGAACCUGUAUAAUUCAUACCAUGCCACACUCAUCAAAACGAUCUCAUCCCAGAAGCUUGGUGAUUAAAUUCCCGUGAGAAAUCCAGAUGACCAUCACAUUACUUGAAGCUACGUGUUUAAGCUAGCAUCCCUUGGUGAGCGGAGUGAGGUGUGUAAUUUAUGUUUGUGUUUCAAAUUAUGAUGUAAAUGUCUAAAUGGUUUACUUUUGGAAACUUUUGUGUUUUAAAAUUGUCAACUAAGUGAAUUAUUGUGUAUAUGUUGCUUUACAUAGCUCCUUUGUUGUUCUGUGUGCAGCUGCAUGAUAAUGCACUGUAAAUUUGUAGUAAUUUAUUGUAAAUUUGCUUUGCAAUUUAUGUGUUUACUUCCAGUUUUCACGGUGUUUAUGCUGGUUCCAAAAUAAAUCACUUUACACCCGUCA
This is a messenger RNA of Danio rerio (zebrafish), 4471 nucleotides long. Lineage: Eukaryota; Metazoa; Chordata; Actinopteri; Cypriniformes; Danionidae. The record is from RefSeq and is a predicted model, not a curated record.